Trematomus bernacchii (emerald rockcod) is the source of this 1781-nucleotide messenger RNA. RefSeq names its product putative malate dehydrogenase 1B. The record is from RefSeq and is a predicted model, not a curated record. NCBI's taxonomy places the organism in Eukaryota, Metazoa, Chordata, Actinopteri, Perciformes, Nototheniidae. Gene Ontology annotation, biological process: tricarboxylic acid cycle; malate metabolic process; oxaloacetate metabolic process. The transcript is spliced from 10 exons. Bases 30 to 1583 code for a protein of 517 amino acids. Gene Ontology annotation, molecular function: L-malate dehydrogenase (NAD+) activity.
UAUUCAUCACAAUAACAGGCCCUGGUUUUAUGUUUGUUUGCAGCGCUUCCUACACGGACUCAAAUAAGCGCUACACCCACAGUUUCCUAGCAACCGACGCCAUCCGGGAUGCAAUGGCUAAAUUUGUGCUCGCUGGCAAAACUGACUGCCCACAUUACGCCAAAGCGGAACUAUUAGCAGACAGUCUGCAGAGAUGUCUGCCAAACUUCAGGAUCCACAAGAUCUCAGUCCUUCCACAUGCAUGGAAGGAAUGGCUCGAGGACACCUGCACAAGAAAUGGCUGGAAACACGAGCAGUCCCCUUUGGUUUGGAGGGAGCUGGUGGACCAAGGGGGGAAAGCGAUGCUUUUAGGGGGGUUUAGUGACUUCCUAGAGCAUUGUCAGGACUAUUACAGCGUCACAUCAGAUAUGCCUACAGAUAUCAUGCUGAGUGUUGCAUCAGAGAAUCUGGAAACCAAGAUGAACUCAAUCGUAGAGGAGCAACAUCGUGUCAGUCUUAUUAAACCCCUUCAUAUAUGGCUCAGCAGCGCUCUCAGCCCAACCGGCCACUUCCUGAUCCCCAAUCUGCUCUCUGCUGAGGUGUUCCCCAACACUUCUGCUAUCAGCCUCCACCUUUUAAACCUGGAGGGGAAAGAGGAGCAACUUCAGUGGCUUAGGAUGGAGACGGAGAACCUGGCACUCCCUCUGCUAUAUCAAGUGACCAUUCACACAGAUCUGGAACAGGCCUUUAAAGAAGCUGAUGUCAUUCUACUUCAGGAUGAGUGUUGGUCUGAUGACAGUGAUACAGAAGAUGAGGAGGAAAUGAAGAAGAAGGUGAAGAGAAUCUCAGACAGAUACAGAGAGUAUGGACAGCUGAUUGACACACGGGCCAACAGGGAGGUAAAGGUCAUCGUGUCUGGGGACUCCUUUGUCAACCUGAGAUGCUCACUACUUUUGGACAACGUAAACUUGAUUGACAGCAACCAAUUUGUCACCGUGGCAACUCAGCUGGAGAAUGAAGCGAGGGCCAUCAUCGCAAGGAAGCUGAAAGUGAGGACGUCAGAUGUCACACACGUCAUUGUGUGGGGAAACAUCAGCGGCAGUUUCUAUAUUGACCUCCAGAGAGCAAAGGUUUUCAACUAUGAUGGGCCAAUCAAAGGACCAGCUUACUUUUCCCAACCAGCCAAAAACAUCCUCCAAGAAAGGAAAUGGUUGGAAACAGAUUUACAGGAGUUGGUGCGUUGUCAGCGUGCAGCUGUGGCUUCAAAGACCUGCCGUGCUGCUCCCAUGUCGCUCGCUAAUGGGAUCCUUGAGGUCCUAAAGGCGUGGAAUGGCAUUUGUGGUCCAGAUGAGAUCUUCUCUUUGGGAGUGCUUUGCCCAGGUGACUAUAAUCUCCCAGAUGGCAUCGUCCUCUCAGUCCCGGUCAUUUUCACAGACAGGAAGUGGUCCGUGCUUUCUGAUGUGACACGUGAAGACAAUUUGAAGGAGAGACUUGAGAUUGCGGCGAGUGAACUCAGGCAGGAGAAAGAACUGGGAUCAGAGGAUAACACGGUUGCGAUCAAUAAAAAAAUAGUUGAUGGACGAUUAAAACAGACUAAAACAUGAUGAAGUAAUCCAGAAGAAUCUCACUGCCACAUCUUAUUUUUGUUUCAGUUUGUUCUUUUAUUCUCAAACUUUCACAUGUGGUGUUGCAGUUUUAUUUGACCAGUUUCAUGACAAUAAAGUUUUUUCCGCUUUGUGAAACCCGUCCGUUGCUGUUAUAUUUUCAGAUGUAAAAGACCAAACUGAGUACUUUAUGGAAAA